This is a messenger RNA of Lasiosphaeria miniovina, 1008 nucleotides long. RefSeq lists its product as uncharacterized. Lineage: Eukaryota; Fungi; Ascomycota; Sordariomycetes; Sordariales; Lasiosphaeriaceae. The coding region runs from base 129 to 815 and encodes 228 amino acids. The record is from RefSeq and is a predicted model, not a curated record. The transcript has a single exon.
CAACGCGGGGUUUCUUUCUUGAGCAAAGCAGACUCGGUUCUCUUUAAAUAUACGAGUCAAUACAGAUAGGCACAGUUGAUUCAACGCGCGCGGAGUCCCGCAAAUUCCACUGUUACGUGUUAUUUGACAUGGCAGGUAAGGCUGCAGCGGUGCACCGUAGAGCGUCUUAUCUCGUCAAUGUGAUCUUUGCGAGACGCAAACAUGUUGCUUGCCCUAUCGACAGCGCGCGCGCGCGGUCACACAAUGGUAAGCGGGUGGCUGUCGAAAAGCAGCGGGUGACUGUCGAAAAGCAGCGGGUGGCUGUCGAAAAGCAGCGGGUGGCUGUCGAAAAGCAGGGCGAGUGCCUGAAGGAUGGCCGGCAUUGUGGCUCAGCAAAAGGUCGCGAGGGAUCGACUGCUGUUUUCGUGUCGAAAUCCACUUGCACCCCCGCAAUGAGCACGCACGCACUUAAAACCCCCUUGUCCGUCCGUCUCUCUGUGGUCUGCCUGCCAGCCUCUUCCCGGCGCGCGUUGAAACAGUCUGCGCCUUACUCGCCGCGGGAGAGCAGGUAUUCCGUAUUGCUAGUGGAACUAGAGGGUCUAUUGACCACUUUUGCCCCGUGCAACCGGCGGAGUCGGGCAGAACCCGGGUGGUGGGUUUCCGAUUUUCGGGAAGCACAAGACAAGACACCACCACACCACAGGGAACACGGCUGGACUGGCAGCGAAAUAGAGUGCAACUUUAUCGUCCUUUUCUUCGCCUCCGCCGGCUGCCGAGAGUCGCAGCUCUUGAGGGGAAGAGGGAAUCUGACCCGGCAUGUGCUAUCUGCUCAUUAGACCUGUUAUCUUGCUCGACUCUGCAUCGUAGUGAGCUUCCCGAUUGGCGGCAGGGAUGGGUUAGGCGUCAGCGGCUAUGGCUAAAUUGCCGUGUUGGAUGCAGAGGUGCGUCGAUGCCUUCAACUAGGAACCCGGCCAGACUGAGAAUCCGAGGCGUCUGUCCCUCUAAUUGUGAAUUACGAAACUGCGGGAU